UUAAACCUCAUCAGAAGAACAAGAAGCUGCUGUGUUUGUACUGUAGAGCCUCUAUCUGUAAUAAUGCAGUCAGCAGAAGAGGAACACGUCGCCCCUGUGGAUCUACAACAUGAAGGAUUCCAGAAGAAACUAAUAAAAAAGGAGGAUGAAGAUGAUAGUUACUACUGUGAAGUAUCUUUAAUCCCUCCGGAACUCGUCCCUUCUGUGGAGCUGCUCUUCUCAGAGGACCAACAGUGUGGAGGUUUCCAGAUGAAGCCUGUGAAGAAGGAAGAACCUGAAGAUGAAGAUGAACUCAAAAUUUCAGGUGAAGGAACCAUAAUCCCUGUGGAACUCGUCACCUCUGAGGAACAUCUCACCCCAGAGGACCAACAGUGUGGAGGUUUCCAGAUGAAGCCUGUGAAGAAGGAAGAAGCUGAAGAAGAAGAUGAACUCAAACUGAACAAGGAUUUCUUCUGCUCCUCGUGUCCACGUUCCUCUACAACCCAAAAUCACCUCCACAAUCACAUCAGGAGCUGCAACCAUGAUAAAUAUGAUGAUGCGCUGGUGAAGAUUAAGACUGAACAUGAGGAUCUGACCUCAUAUAGAGAGGUGUGGUGUGCAGGAGAUGAACUUUCCUUAAGAUCACGUGAUGGAGUAAGUGCUGCCCACCGUGCAGGUUACCUUGUUAACCAGUUGUAG
Trichomycterus rosablanca is the source of this 678-nucleotide messenger RNA. RefSeq lists its product as uncharacterized. The coding region runs from base 64 to 678 and encodes 204 amino acids. The transcript is spliced from 6 exons. Lineage: Eukaryota; Metazoa; Chordata; Actinopteri; Siluriformes; Trichomycteridae. The record is from RefSeq and is a predicted model, not a curated record.